GAGUCCGCCGAGCCGUCACCGCCCCCAACCCCCCUAAAAAGAUCAAAUCCUCGAGUUCACAGGCACAGGCAGUAAUGUAAAAACUUAGCCAGCACUGACUUUCCCCUGUACCUCCUCUUACAUUAUGUUCUCUUACCUAAUAUUACGCCAACGAUAUCGGAUGCUACGUACGCCAAGCACCAACUCCCAUAGCACUGUUCAAUCGAGGAUAAAUUGAAUGAAAGGUUCGAGUGCUAGUGGUUGUCUUGUGGUGAGGGCUUUCUGUACACAGUCGGUAAUCAUGCAACUUGUGUUUUGGGUAGGGAUAAUGUUACUUUUCGUCUCCAGUAUAGAAGGAACACCACAAAUGUACCAAAGACAAGCUAAACUACGAGAGCAGCUAAAGGUUUAUGAAAUCGUGACACCCACUCGAGUGACUGAGUUUGGGGAAGCUUUCCCAGAUACGAUGCAUUUUAGGAGGAGAAAACGAAGCAUUGACACCGACCAUUGGGCCUUCACAACCCACUACAGAAUUAGUGCAUUUGGGCAAUUUUUUCAUCUCAAUUUAACUGCCGAUUCUGGAUUUAUUGCACCGAUAUUUACCGUUAUACACCUUGGAAUACAAGCUAAUCUCACAGAGUUUCACGAAGAGGACACUGACACGAAACACUGCUACUACACAGGACAGGUCAAUGCUAAACCGAAGCACACAGCUGUCAUCAGCCUCUGUGCAGGACUUCUUGGCACCUUCAGGUCUAAUGAUGGAGAGUAUUUUGUUGAACCUCUUGUUCUGCCCAAUGGGGAAGAGUAUGAUGAAGAGCACAAUAAACCACAUCUUGUGUAUAAACAAGAUGCACUGAAGACUCAAGCGACAAGGGAGGCCACAAAUAUUUGCGGCAACUCAGGCCAUAAGUAUAACCAAAACAAAAACAAAAGGAAAUGGCAUAAAGGACUAUCCAGCAAUAUUUUGUCUGAUCUGGAUAACUUCAAGAGCAGUAUUGCAUUAUCCAAUUUAGCCAUCAUGGAUAACAGUACCACCAGAACAAAAAGUCAGAAAAGAACAAAACGUUUUUUGUCUUACCCUCGGUACGUUGAAGUUAUGGUUGUUGCUGACAGUAGAAUGGUCGAACAUCACGGAGCGAAUCUUCAACAUUAUGUUCUCACUUUAAUGUCCAUUGUGGCUACCAUCUAUAAAGAUCCAAGUAUUGGAAAUCUUAUCAAUAUUGUGGUUGUGAAACUAAUUAUUAUAAAUAGUGAGCAGGAUGGUCCAUCUAUAUCAUUUAGUGCUCAAACAACAUUAAAAAACUUCUGUAUAUGGCAACAAAAACAGAAUAAUCCAGAUGAAAACCAUCAUUCUCACCAUGAUACAGCUGUACUUAUCACAAGGCAGGACAUUUGCAGAGCUCGUGAUAAAUGUGACACUUUGGGCUUGGCUGAACUUGGUACCGUAUGUGAUCCUUACCGAAGUUGCUCCAUUAGUGAAGAUAACGGAUUAAGUACAGCUUUCACAAUAGCUCAUGAGCUUGGGCAUGUGUUUAAUAUGCCUCAUGAUGACAGCAAUAAGUGCAAAGAAGACGGUGGCAAAAAUCAGCAGCAUGUUAUGGCCCCUACAUUGAAUUAUUAUACCAAUCCCUGGAUGUGGUCAAAAUGUAGCAGAAGAUACGUUACUAAUUUUUUAGACACAGGAUAUGGUGAAUGUUUACUUGAUGAGCCUGUGACAAGAACAUACACACUCCCGCAUCAGCUCCCUGGUCAGAUUUAUAAUGUUGACAAACAGUGUGAAUUGAUUUUUGGAUCUGGUUCUCAGGUGUGUCCCUAUAUGACACAAUGCAGACGUCUUUGGUGUACAAGCAUUGAAGGAGUUCAGAGAGGCUGUAGAACUCAACAUAUGCCAUGGGCGGAUGGGACAGAAUGUGAACCUGGAAAGCAUUGCAAACAUGGUGUUUGCAUUGCAAAGGAUCCUAUUGAAACCUCUGUGGUAGAUGGGAGUUGGGGACCUUGGAGUCCAUUUGGGUCCUGCUCUAGAAGCUGCGGAGGUGGCAUUAAAAAUGCGGUUCGAGAAUGCAACAAACCAGAGCCAAGAAAUGGAGGAAAAUACUGCGUUGGUCGAAGAAUGAAAUUUCGAUCAUGCAACACCGAACAUUGUCCAAAGCAAGAGAGAGACUUCAGAGGAGAACAGUGCGCACAGUUUGACGGAAGACACUUCAAUAUCAAUGGCUUACCUCCAAAUGUGCGUUGGGUUCCUAAAUACAGUGGAAUUUUGAUGAAAGACCGUUGCAAGUUAUUCUGCAGAGUAGCUGGAACUACAGUCUACUAUCAGCUCAGGGACAGAGUUAUUGAUGGCACACUUUGUGGGCCAGAAACCAACGAUGUUUGUGUACAAGGACUUUGCCGGCAAGCUGGAUGUGACCAUGUGUUAAAUUCAAAAGCACGUAGAGAUAAAUGUGGUGUUUGUGGUGGUGAUAAUUCUUCAUGUAAAACUUUAGCAGGCACCUUUAAUAGUGUUCACUAUGGAUAUAAUGUAGUUGUACGAAUACCAAUUGGUGCUACAAAUAUUGAUGUGCGUCAGCACAGCUAUUCAGGGAAACCAGAAGAUGAUAAUUAUCUUGCUUUGGCUAACAGUCAAGAAGAAUUCCUUUUAAAUGGAGAUUUUGUGGUCAGCAUGUUUAAAAGGGAAAUUAAAGUUAGAGGAGCUGUAAUUGAGUAUAGUGGCUCUGAUAAUGGAGUGGAAAGAAUCAACUGUACUGAUCGGAUUGAGGAAGAACUGAUAGUUCAGGUUUUGUCUGUGGGAAAUCUAUACAAUCCUGAUGUGCGUUACUCAUUCAACAUUCCCAUUGAAGAUAAAGUACAACGAUUUUUUUGGGAUCAGUUUGGUCCUUGGCAAGAUUGCAACAGACUUUGUCAAGGCGAAAGGAAGAGAAAACCUAUUUGUACCAGAGAAAGUGAUCGGCUCGUAGUGUCUGAUCAGAGAUGUGAUCAAAUUCCACAGCCAGCUCCAUUAACUGAAUCCUGCAACACAGACUGUGAAAUACGAUGGCAUGUUGCCAGAAAAAGUGAAUGCACAGCCCAAUGUGGACCUGGCUAUCGAACUUUGGAUAUUUACUGUGCAAAAUAUAGUAGAUCGGAAGGAAAGACUGAAAAAAUAGAUGAAACAUACUGCAGCUAUCAACCAAAGCCAGAUAAUAAGGAAGUGUGUCAUGGAGAUUGCAAUGUAGGAGGGUGGCAAUAUUCAUCUUGGUCAGAGUGUUCAAAGAGUUGUGGCGGUGGUUCAAGAAGGCGGAAUGCUGUUUGUGUCAAUUCUAUGGGGACUGUUCUCGGAGACAGUAAAUGCAGUCAACAAGAAAAGAUAACUGUCCAGCGAUGCAAUGAAUAUUCAUGUCCUGUAUGGAAAACAGGUGAAUGGUCAGAGUGCUUAGUGACCUGUGGAAAGGGAUACAAGCAUCGUCAAACAUGGUGUCAAGUUGGAGAAAAGCAAUUAGAUAAUGGAUUUUGUAACUCCGCAACUAAACCAGCAUCAGCUCAAGCAUGUCAACAGCAAGAGUGCGCAGCAUGGCAAGUUGGUCCGUGGGGGCAGUGCACAGCGACAUGUGGGACUGGCUAUCAAAUGCGAGCAGUAAGAUGCAUUGCAGGCUCGUAUGGCACUGUGGUCAAUGAUAAUGAAUGUAAUGCUGCCACCAGGCCUACAGAUACUCAGGACUGUGAUUUAGCUUCAUGCCCUGAUAUGCAUCCAGGAAGAAGAGAAGAGAGAAUCCCCAAUCAUAUGACCUACAGAACUGAAUGGAGAUUUGGAUCCUGGACACCAUGUUCUGCCACCUGUGGGAAAGGUACUAAGGAACGCUAUGUUAGCUGCCGCGAUCUCCAAGGUGGAGUGGCUGAUGAAUCAGCUUGCUCACAUCUGUCAAAGCCACCAUCUAGAGAAGAGUGUAUUGUCAUCCCAUGUGGACGCUGGAAGACUCAUGAGUGGACUCAGUGUUCUGUGACCUGUGGCCAAGGUAAAGCAACACGUCAUGUGAGUUGCAUGAAUUACAAGAAUCAGAUUGUAAGCGAGAGUGAGUGUGAUCUUGAUGAUCAGCCACUAACUGAGCAAGAUUGUGCCAUGCCAAGUUGCAGUCCACGACGUCAUGGAUAUGAUAGAUCUGGACAGAAUGAUCAUUUAUUUCCUCGGGUUAAGAUCCUACCAACCCAUGAUGAUUCAGAUCGCACCUCGCUACCUGGAGGCAGUCAGUGGAGAACUGGACCUUGGGGAGCAUGUUCUAGUACAUGUGCUGGAGGAUUCCAAAGGCGUGUUGUGGUUUGCCAAGAUGAAGAUGGAUAUGAUACCAACUACUGCACAGAACAGGCUAAGCCUGUUGAAAUGAGGUCCUGUGAAUCUGGUCCUUGUCCUCAGUGGGUUUAUGGCAACUGGGGAGAGUGCACCCAGCUCUGUGGUGGUGGAGCAAGAACAAGACUAGUUAUUUGUCAGCUUCCAAAUGGCCAAAGGUUAAGUGACCAGAACUGUGAAAUUCUUGACAAACCUCCUGAUCGUGAACAAUGCAAUACUCGAGCUUGCCCUACAAGUGAUGUCUGGCACAGAGGUCGUUGGAGCUCGUGCUCCAUUUCCUGUGGGAAAGGAAGCAAGUAUCGCUCUGUUUACUGCAUGUCUAAAGACGGAAAAGAAGUAGAGGAAGAGAAUUGUAAACAUCUGGAAAGACCUAAAACACAUAAACGAUGCCGAGGAGGUAGAUGUCCUAAAUGGAAAACGGGAGACUGGACUCAGUGCUCAGCCUUAUGUGGAAGUGGAAUUCAGCAACGAGAAGUCUUCUGCCAGAUCGCAAACCACAGUAUUGAAGAUUCUCACUGCAGUCAAUCUACAAAACCUGUUUCAGUUCAACGCUGUCAAACAGGCGAAUGUUUGCAUUAUAGCUGGCAUGUAGAAGAAUGGGAGAAAUCUCUUUUCACUCCCAGCACCUGGAAUCAAUUAAACAGUCCAUUGUGGCAGGCUGUGCUCAAUGUGUCACAUUGCUUUGUUAAAGAAUUCCAGACUGCAAGCAAAUUCAUCCGUGCUCUGAACAUUUGCAACAUUUCACAGGCAUAUUUCCAAGGACAGUCUUAAAAACAACCAUGGCCACGAAUUACUCUUUUUUUUCCUGGAAAUUUGUAUUAAUCUAUUACAGAUGUGAAAUGCUUGUAUGGCAACAUUCUUAGUGGAAUUGUUGCAUUUCUGCCCUACUUAUUUGAAAAAAGUGACAUCCGUAUCUAAAUAUUAUUAACUAUAAAGUGAAUAAGUAAAAAAAAUGUUAUGUUCAUAUUGUAUAAAACUAAUGUUUUUGGUGAUGGAAAGAGCACCAGACUUGAGUUGAACCACAGUGUAAGAAAUUUCCAAUGGAUUCAUGCUUAAUCUGUAAGGAAUGAUGUAUAGGACUGUGCUUUAAAAAUUUUAGAAAUGGCACUAAGAUCAGAGUAGCCUGACAUGUAAUGUGAUUCUCAGAAUGUUUUUAAUUUGACCAUACUUACAGUCUCUUAAGGAACA
Messenger RNA from Rhincodon typus (whale shark), 5488 nucleotides. It is a transcript of the gene adamts9, whose product is annotated as ADAM metallopeptidase with thrombospondin type 1 motif, 9. Gene Ontology annotation, biological process: extracellular matrix organization; proteolysis. Bases 218 to 5071 code for a protein of 1617 amino acids. Lineage: Eukaryota; Metazoa; Chordata; Chondrichthyes; Orectolobiformes; Rhincodontidae. The transcript is spliced from 31 exons. Gene Ontology annotation, cellular component: extracellular matrix. The record is from RefSeq and is a predicted model, not a curated record. Gene Ontology annotation, molecular function: metalloendopeptidase activity.